AUGUUUUUCGUAUUUUUAUGCUCUGAAGGUAUUUUUAUAAGUUUUUCAAAAAGGUUGUGUUGAUUGGUGAGGUGGUCAUGAAGUUAUGAUGUUAUCCAUGACAUCAAGCAGAAAAAUAUUUUAAAAUUAGUAUUUUUUUAUUUAUUCGUCUUUUUUUGCUGUUUUAUUAUACGUUCUACAAAAAACUAAGACAAAAAUAAUAAACCUUAUUUUUAGGAGCAUCUCCAGACCGUGCAGCUCACCAAGUACCUCAAGAGCCGCCUCGAACUGUUGCCAAGAAAGCCUGUAGUGAUCAGUCGGAAUGUCAUCGGUUUGGUCGAUGUAUAAUUGUUGACAACAAUGAUCCUACCUUCUAUUGUGCUUGUGCUGAUGGCUACAGAGGUGAUGGAUUCGAAUCGUGCGUUCAGGUUGAUAAUGAAUGUGAUCCAAGGAACGACUACUCUUGUAAUGCUAAUGCCCAGUGCAGAUUGGUGCACAACAAUGAAGCUCAUGCUUAUUUGUGUGAAUGCAACCCUGGUAAGCUUUAAAUACUUUUUUGUUUAAUGAUUUUAGGCAUAUGAGCUGAGGAUUCAACAAUUUUUAACUUUGGCGCGAAAAUUAAAAUUCAAAAUUAUAUCUUGUUUAAAAACCUUAAUAUUAAACCAAAUUUUAGGCUAUAUCAAGCACGGUGAACACUGUGUACCAGAACACACGCCCGUUAUUCCACAACAGCCGCUCGACUUUGAAGAACCACCAGCAGCACCAACAGCUACUCAAUGUUCACAAUGCCAUUCUCAAUCAUACUGUCAUCGUAAUCCGGAUGGUGUAAAUUACGUAUGUGUAUGUAAUGCAGGAUACAUUGGUGAUGGUAAAAGAUGUGACAAAGCCAGGACAUGCGUGGAAGACAGGAAUUUGUGUGGUCCGAAUGCUCAAUGUGUACCUGAUGCUAGAGGUCAAUAUGUAUGUGGCUGUAACUAUGGAUAUCACGGAAAUGGAUAUGUUUGUAAUCGUAAGUUAGCUUUGAUUGUAUUUGUUUGUGUUUAAGUUAUAUAUUGAAGUUUAAUUGAGGAGGUUUAGGGUGGAAUAUUAAUCAUCGGUAAUAUAGUAGAUUGUUAGUAGGAAAAAGGUCAUAACUUUUAUGUUUGGGUGAUUGUAGAUAAGAUUUUGGUUUUAAAAGACGUGGAAGAGUCUGGUUAAAAUCGCUGUAUGUUAGGAUUAGCUGUUUUUAUGUCUUACAGGGUUUUGAGGCUUUAUUUUAAGUCAUGGUUAAUAUAAAAAUCAUUAUGAAUGGAUGACAAAAGGGAAAACUUAUAUAUUUUGACUUAUUGCUUGUAUGGUGUAGACUUGGAUUUUGAAAAAUGUGCUAUAGUUGUGUUAAUGUUAAUGAUAUAAUGAUUUUACAAGUUAGUGUUAUUUGAAAUAGUUAUAGAGCAUUUAAUUUUGUCAUGGGUAAUAUAUAGGAGCUAGUUGGAAAACAUGUUAUAACUUUAAUAUUUUGAUGAAUAUAAACACGGUUUUUGGUUUUAAUAAAGCAGAAUUGUCUUCUUUGCAUUUUUAUUAAUUCACUUUUUCAAAUUUCGACUUUAAAAUUUUAAAAAACUACCAACAAUGUAGGUAUAGCAACAAUUUUUAGCGGUAAACGAAGACGAGCCGGGAUCGUUGUUGAUUGCACGCGGAAUGUCGAUUCUGGAAAGAGAAAGUGGAGAACAUUCAGUUGGCCGACAACUUGUCGUUGUUCCACAUCAAGUCGUGGUGGAUAUUGAGUUUGAUUGUGUCACACAACGAAUCUUUUGGUCUGACAUUGGUGGAGCUACAAUCAAGUCAGCAUGGGUGAAUGGAACUGAUGUUCAGACUGUUUUUAAGGUAAGCAUGGUAUUUUUUAGGUUUGGGCUUAUAACAAUAUAUACCAUUGAUUAAAAAGAAAAAAAUAUAAAAUUUGUUACCUAAAAAUUUUAAAAAUUUUAUUUUUGUUUUUAGGCUGACUUAAAGUCUCCAGAAGGUGUAGCAAUUGACUGGACGGCCAGAAACAUCUACUACGCCGAUUCAAUGAAGGACGAGAUUGGAAUAAUCACUCUAGAUGGCAAAUACCAAAAGACCUUGAUCACAGAAGGCCUAGUUAACCCCAGAGCGCUUGCCAUUGACCUAGAACGUCGUCACUUAUACUACUCUGACUGGUACCGUCAAAGACCUCAUAUUGGCCGUCUGAAUCUGGAUGGUACUGAUCAUAGACCAGACUUUAUCAGAGAUGAUAUCUCUCUACCUAAUGGACUUACGGUGCUCAGUAAACGACGAGAAUUGUGCUUUGUUGAUGCUGGAAAACAGAUACUGGCUUGUACGAACCUGGAAGGCCAAAACAGAAGAGUCGUAUAUGCACCAUUGGAGUAUCCAUUCGGAUUGACUCAUGAUAACGAAGAGACCUUCUACUGGACUGAUUGGAAAGAGUAGGUUUAAUGUUUAGAUUUUGUUUUUGGAAAAAGAAUUUAAAUUUUGAUUUUCAAUAUUAAUAUCUUCAUUUUUAGCCAUCAAAUCCACUCGAUAGACGUAUACGGCAACAACAAACGCAGUUUCAUUCCAAGCGCCGCAGGCAAAGGCAAAUUGUAUGGUAUUCACAACUUGAAUGUUCAUUGUCAAGGCAGUAAGUUUAAUUAAAAAAAAUUUUUCUGUUAUUUGAAUACUUAGGUGAACUAUUACGUGGCUCAACUAAUUGUGUGCUCCCUCUCAAAGCAAAUUUUUGAAUUAAGGGGCGCAGAAUUAGUUGAACAACCUUAUAUUUACCACUAGAUUAUUCACGGCCGCUAGAACGGACAUAACUUGAAAUUUGGAAAAUAUUUUUGAAUAAAAGUUUCACUUUGAAGUAAUAUAAAUCUAAUUUGUCUCUUUUCAGAAGCCAAUGAAUGCACAAACCUGCAAAACAAAGAGAACUGCCAUAUUUGCAUACCCACUCAGCAUGGUGCCACUUGUGCUUGCCCAGACAAUGUAAAGGAUGUGCAAUGUUAGAGGUGGAAUAACAAUAAGAUUUCAAUUGACUUAUAGCAAGAAUCCUGCCAUUUUUUAUUAUUCUUUUAUCAUUUUAUAACAAUUUUAAUAUCAUUUAGUCUUUUUAUUAUAAUAAAUAUUAAACUUGAUGAAAUAGUAAUUUAUAUUAACUUAUAGAAAAUAUAUUAUGUAUUAUUAUAUUUACAAGGUGAUUUGUAUUCAUAUUCAUUUUUAUUGAAUUUUACUUGGUGUUUUGUCAUUUUGAGAGGUAUUUUAGGCUUAAAAAAGGUGGUUGAUCCGUAUUUUUACGAUUUUACUCCUGUUUUCUAAACUAUCUAAACUAUUUAUUCCGUUUUUCAAUAUAUAAGACGUGAGGGAAGAUGAUGAGGGGGUGGUGAAGACCGUCAGAGCAAUCCGUUGUAGCUGUUCCCAAUUACUCCUGUAAAAGCUAAAAAAUGAAUAAUUCGUUGCUAAUAUAUCAAAGUUAAUUUUAUUUCAAACAUGUAAUAUUAUAUACUUUUUUAUUAUCGCCCUUUUUUUGUGCAGUAAACACUUUACAAACCCUUCAAAGAGACACUUGACUAAUUUGAGUCAACUCUUUUUCUUAAUAAAAAAAUAAAUAAUUGACCAGCUUUUCGACUCAAAAUAGGCAGAGUAUUCGUUGAAUUUAAGCUUUUUUUGUCUAUUUUCGUUGAGAUUGAUUUCAUUUUUAGUGGUAUAUUAUUGUAUACUUAUUUUCUCUAUUUCAGCCGCAACUUAUUGGUGUCAACCUUGACGAGGGGCCAAAAAGUGUCCAGAUUACUACAGCCCAUAAUUCAAUGUCGCCGUCAAGUGAAUCAAGGAGGAGUUCUCGAACAGUUGCGCCCAGAAUUCAUCCGACGCCAAGCACGAUAUCCAGAAACGUGAUCCCAACACUGAAAUUGGCCGUCCUCUCCGAGCUCAACAAGCAGAUCACCAACAAUGCUCCAUAA
Molecule: messenger RNA, 3926 nt
Organism: Bursaphelenchus okinawaensis
Lineage: Eukaryota; Metazoa; Nematoda; Chromadorea; Rhabditida; Aphelenchoididae
Source: the annotation of a GenBank genome assembly